Adelges cooleyi (spruce gall adelgid) is the source of this 1748-nucleotide messenger RNA. RefSeq names its product probable protein phosphatase 2C T23F11.1. Gene Ontology annotation, biological process: protein dephosphorylation. The transcript has 7 exons. The record is from RefSeq and is a predicted model, not a curated record. Gene Ontology annotation, molecular function: protein serine/threonine phosphatase activity; cation binding. Bases 201 to 1169 code for a protein of 322 amino acids. Lineage: Eukaryota; Metazoa; Arthropoda; Insecta; Hemiptera; Adelgidae.
AAUAAAUAAAUAAAAUAAAGAAGAAAAAAUAUAUGGACCCAUGUAAUUUUGCUAUUAUAGUAUCACAGUACACACGAAUUCUGAUUUUAAAUGAGUUUUGAAAUUAAGUCAGUCAAAUGUUAUGCGCCAUGAGAUGGAAGACUAAACGAGUUACAGUUAUUUGUUAUUGUUAAAUCGUAAAACAUAUUAAUCAAAGAACCAUGGGUCAAACAUUAUCAGAACCAGUCACCACGAAACACACGGAAAGCUGUCAAAAUCAGUAUUUAAAAGUUGGCUCCAGCUCCAUGCAAGGCUGGAGAAUCAACAUGGAAGAUUCACAUACACACAUUUUAGCUCUUCCUGAUGAUCCAAGUGCUGCAUUUUUUGGUGUCUAUGAUGGACAUGGUGGUGCUAGGAUAGCACAGUAUGCUGGCAAACAUUUACACAAAUUUAUUACUAAGCGACCUGAGUAUCAAGAAAAUAAAAUUAGUGAAGCUUUACAAUUGGGUUUCAUGGAUAUGGACACAGCUAUGGCUGAAGACGAAUUGUUAAAAGAUGAACUUGCUGGAUCUACUGCUGUGGUUGUUUUAUUAAAAGAUAAUACACUUUAUUGUGCCAAUGUUGGCGAUUCAAGAGCCAUAGCAUCAGUUAAAGGUGUGGUUGAACCACUAUCUUAUGACCACAAGCCAAAUAAUGAGGUGGAAACUAAAAGAAUUGAAGCUGCUGGAGGUUGGGUCAUGUUCAACAGGGUGAAUGGCAACUUGGCUUUAUCAAGAGCUUUGGGAGAUUAUAUUUUUAAGAAAAAUGACCAAAAAAAAUUAGAUGAACAAAUAGUUAUUGCAUGGCCUGACAUUGAAGUUAAGCCAGUCACAAGUGAUUUGGAAUUUAUAGUGCUAGCUUGUGAUGGUAUAUGGGACGUUAUGACUAACGAGGAGGUUGUUGAGUUCGUUCGAUUCCGCGUGAGUAAUGGUAUGGAACCUGAAGAUAUAUGUGAAGACCUAAUGACCAGAUGCCUAGCACCAAACGGCCAAAUGGGUGGGCUUGGUUGCGACAAUAUGACAGUUGUAAUCGUAUGCUUCCUAGGUGACCGUACCUGGAAAGAACUUCAAGUGCGAUGUUCUACUCCCAUCACAGAAAAACCAAGCAGCCCUAAAGAUUCUCCAACACUCAGUCCCAAAUCUAAACACUAGUAUUCUCUUCAGCAUUGUUUAAUACCCAUAUUAUAAUAUUCUGAUUCCCACACAUCAUCUUUUUCAGGCAAUACUAUUAAUUUUAUAAUAUAUGUAUAUAUAAUAGCACUGGGAUAAUUUUUGAAUCAUUUGUGUCAUAAUAUUAUAUUUUAUUUAACAUUUUUUUUUUAUUAUUACUUAAUUUUUUUUGUCUCGUGUAGAUAAGAAUUAAUAUAGAAUUACCCUAUUAAAUCCCAAGUCAUUUUUGUAUUUAUAUAAGUUUUUUUUAUAUAUAUAUAAACAAUAUGAGAUAAAACACUAAUACCUAAUGGAACACUAAUGAUGUACAUAUAACAUUUUUGUGUAACACACUAGUCCAUCCAGAAUUUUAGGGGAUGAUGUUAAAUUUUAGAGAGUGAGUCAAAACAAUACAAAAUUAUACAUCAUUACAAAUAUAGUGUAAAAUGUUAUGUAAUUUUAAACAAAAGAAUUGUACAAUCAGACGUUUAGUUUUUAGCGCCUAAAGGACUGGUCGUAUUAUAGUUUUUGUGGAUGAAUAUUAAUAAAAUAAUAGUACUUCUUGUACCUGUUGGUUAAAAA